GCAUGAAAAUACAUGCUACUUAAUUAAAAACUAAUCUCAAUUUCAAUCAAAAAAUCCUAUUUAAAUAACUUUUUUAUUUUUCUGAUUAAAAAAACCCCAUUGAUUUUUAUCCACCCUGUGAUUAACAGUUGGAUGUAGCACUUUGAAAUUAAAUGCUAUAUGCAAUUCUAAGUGUGCAUAACUGGAAGUAAAAAUCUAAUAAAAUCAAUUGACCUCACGAAACCUGGCUAGAAUUUGGUUGUUAGACCAAUAGCAGAACCCAGUUGUUUCUGUUAGCUCAAAGUAUUGCAGUUGUUCUAUAUAUUUAUUUUAUUUUCUGAAAUACAUUCUGGAGAGCUUAUUCCUCUUGAAAUGCUCUCUGAAAAUCACUCAGAGCUUUACUGGACCUUCUUUAACUCUUCAUAUGGAGCAGUAUUAUAUAGCUUAGCAUGUCAGUUGCCAGUACCUAAAGAGACAAUAGCUCCUUUCAUCCUUGAAUUGCAUGGGAGUCACUUUUCCAUUAUGUGUGCCUCUGCACUGGAUUGCCCCAUGGAAAAGAUAACUCUCAUUUGGUUGGGAUAAUAUGUAAAAGGGGCCAAUGUUGUUUCAACAUUAGUAGAUGUUUUGUAAUAUUUAUUAUUAAGAUUAAUUUCUGGAACAAAUCUUUAAAAACUGGAGAACACUCAAAAUAAUUGUGAAAUGAACUAUGAAGUAUUGACCAGUGUUUGUUUUGUAUACUGUCUUCUCUUUACUGUAGCAUUCUAUGGGAAGACGACAAGCACCACAAUUUUUUCCCUUCCAUCUUGACAUAUGAUUCUCUUAUAACAGCAGAGGCACAUCAUAGAAGUGUUUUCGUCAAGUUUGAAUAUUUUCUGCGAAAACUUGCCAAGAAAAAUUCCGACUGUCUUUUGUUACUUUUCUCUGCAGCAGAGAUGACAGAUCACAAAUUAUAUUGUCAUCCUUUUUUCAUCACAUCUCUCUCUCUCUCUUUCUCUCUUUUAAAUAAAGAAUUUCUAUGUACUGUGAAACUAAUGGUAAAUUAAUGUAAGCAGAUAGUAUUACUAGAAAGAAACCUUCAUGAAGAUACUGAUUUUUCUGAUGGCCUAAAAGUUAUAUACUAAAUCCACAUAAAUUUUGAGAGGUAUAAAGAUGAUCUCAAGUGAGGGGUAAGACUCCAGCAAGAAUUUUAAAUUGACAAACAAUUUAUAUAAAUUGAUGAGUAAUUAUUAAUCAGUUUAAAAUGACAUGGUCUUGCUCUGAAUGAAUGGUCUUUCUGUGUGUGUAUGCGUGCGCAUGUACACGUACAGAUUUCAUAUCAUGCUUAUAAGGAUGUCAUUUUAGCUGUUGUCAGUGCUUGGUGUUCUUAACAGGAAAGAAUUUCACCUCUGUGACUGUCUUGGGGAUAUUGUUACUACUGAAAUAGAUUUUUAUUUUAUUGUGAAUGUGUAUCCCAAUUUUCUUUCUUAAUCUGAGAAAAGUCUAGAUAUCUAUAGUCGGGUCCAAAAUAAGUAGAUCAAAAUAGUUGAGAGCUUUUUGUUUUGUUUGCUUUUGAGGGUAGCUUAUAUUGUGUAAACAUUUUGACUACCCUGUCACUGAAGUUCUGUUUGUCUGAUUAUUUUUUAAUCUAUGUGGUUUUGAAAGUGGGUUUUCAGAAAUUAAAACUUUUUUUAUUUUAAAAGUGAAACAUGGCAAAGAUUUUUUAUCGGGAAACAAAUACGUUCUCUUUCAUGUUUCUGUUUAAUUUCUUUAGUUACUGUGGUCUAGAAUGAUAAUCCUUGUAGGCUUGUAUUCAUUUGGUACCCCUCCAGUGACUGAGGUCUUGAUGCAUUGGAAGCUUCCAUCAGCAGAACAGGGAAAGAGACUUCUUUUCAUGAAUUUCCUUGCUGUUCCUACUUCCAAAAUGUUCCCCAGUCAGCUGGAGCACAGUUUGAUGGCUGCAGGAAUCUGUGGGUAGGAGAGGGAAUUGCUCAGAAAUUUGUUCCUCUUUGUUUUGCUGGCAGAAGCCUCUGCUGAAUCAAAAGCUCCCCUGUUAGCACAGAGACCAGUUGGAUAUAUAGUUCAUUAUACUUCAGCUGUGGAAGGCUGCAGUCUUAUAUACAUUUCACAUAAGUCACAUUUUGCUCAGGGCUUCCUUCUGAGUAAGCAUGUAUGGCAUGGCACUUGAAAUAAUCAAAAUUACUCACCAUUCAAAUCUGGCAAGAUUGCCACAGAUUUUUUAGUAGUCCAUAUAUUCAUUUGAUUUUGAGCUUUACAUUAGAAAUAAGAGCAUUUAGGUGUUUGAAUUGUACAAAAAUCAUGAAAGGUUAGCUAGUUUGUAUAUACUAGGCCAUAGAUUGGUUUUAACAUAAUUUGGUUUUUAGGUUUAUUUUGCCACUGUAUGAUUGGGAAGCUCAGGUCAGCCUUCGGAUUUUGUGGGAGAAAUAGUGCAGUUCUUUAGGCUAACUUCUAGUGACAGAAACAUUCUGUCAUUUUUAAUGUACACCCAUAUAGAAGUUAAUGCAUUGUUCUGAAAGUAUGUGUUUUCCUGUGGAAGGUGGAAACAAGCAUUUUAAAAUUAAGUAUCUUGCUUUCUUCAGCAAUGUAACAAGGUAAUGAGAUUCUUUGUGAGGACCAAAUUGCCUAGAAUAUUUGCAGUUACUUUGACCAGUAUUACUUCAGCAUAGAUGACUACUAGACAGAAUACUGUACAUUAUGCAGUUUGUUAUUUCUGGUGCAUUUUUCAGCUGAUAAUUUCAGAUCUGUGUAUCUGUUAUAUUUUACUCUUGGGGUUUCUUAGGCUAGCUGCUGAGUUUUAAGCAAAAGUUACACUAAUUAUUGUAUGUGCCUUUGGGGAAGGCAUGCUUUUAAUAAAGUUCAGUGUGCUUAGUUGUCCAUGGAUAUUGCUAAACAUUUUUGGGCUAAUAUCCCAAAGAUGCAGUGAACAUGUGGUAUGUUGUACUGAAUUAAGUAUUGAACCCAGAAGAUGUUUUGAGGGAGACUGGCAAAAUGUGCUUGCCCCUUGCUAAUAAAGAGUCGACAGGUUGGGAACUGCCUUAACUACGUCUGCUUGGUGGAAAGGUAUUAUUUAACUAUGGUUUGGACGUUCAGACAUAGCAGUAGUUUUGUCUGCAUAGUGCUAUUGUGACUUAAAAAGUCUCCUGGCAAAAACUUGAGAUCAUUCACUCACUUACUCCUGAAGUUCAGGAGUGGAUUUAGUCAACUGAGGUAUCUAAGCUAUAGAUCACUUUGGAUCUGAGUUUCUUGUGUUGUUGCAUCAGGCUGACAACUGGCAGUCAUUUGGCAACACUUUUUACUGUCCCGUUGAACAGAAGAAAAGGACAGAGUUUGGUUAGCACACUCCUAUUUCUUCCUUUUUUUUUCCUUUUGACUGAUUUGGUUAUUUGCCAUUUCUGGGGAUUAAACUUUAAAAAAUGUUCUUCUUUUCUGUAUCUGAUGUUCUGUGUGCUAUUAGUGAUGCAGCCAACACGAACGGUUGUCAUGUGUAACACAACUUUCGAUCACCGUGAAAACAACGUCCUGCGAAAGCGUCCAUGCUUGAUAUCGUUUGGUUCAUGAACAUUAAGUUUCCAGUACAGGUAAAAUUCCAGACGAAGCCAAAGCCCUUUCUCUCUUGGCUCCUGCUCCUACAAUGACAAGCCUGAUUCCUGGUGGAGGACUGCUUCCUAUACCAACACCUCCCGUGAGUUCUAUUGGAAUUCCUCUUAGUUCACUGGGAGCUAUACCAGCAGCAGCGUUGGAUCAUAAUAUUACAGCUAUUGGAGAUAUACCCCAGCCACCCAUUAUGGGCAAUGUGGAUCCUUCUAAGAUUGAUGAAAUUAGAAGGACUGUGUAUGUUGGAAAUUUGAAUUCCCAGACGACUACAGCUGAUCAGUUGCUUGAGUUUUUUAAGCAAGUUGGGGAAGUCAAGUUUGUGCGAAUGGCGGGUGAUGAAACUCAACCAACACGUUUCGCUUUUGUGGAAUUUGCUGACCAAAAUUCAGUACCUAGAGCUCUUGCCUUUAAUGGAGUUGUGUUUGGAGACAGGCCACUAAAAAUAAAUCACUCCAAUAAUGCAAUAGUGAAGCCUCCUGAAAUGACACCACAAGCUGCUGCUAAGGAGUUAGAAGAAGUGAUGAAAAGAGUACGGGAAGCCCAGUCUUUUAUAUCUGCUGCUAUUGAGCCAGAGUCUGGAAAGAGCAGUGAAAGGAAAGGUGGUCGAUCGCGUUCGCAUUCACGUUCAGUAUCCAGAUCUAGUUCAAAAUCUCGAAGGAAAAGGUCGCACUCAAAACGCAGGAGUAGGUCUCGGGACAGAUCCCGAUCUAGUCAGAAGGAUAGGCGCAGGUCCAGAAGUCCAGUGAAAAAACGCUCAAAAUCUAAAGAACGACGGAGAUCAAGAAGCCGUUCUCCUUCUCGGGAGAAGAGGAAGGAGAGCAAAGAGAGGAUCAGAGAAAAAGAGAAGAUUAGAGAGAAAGACAGAGAUAAGGAAAAAGAAAAGGAUUGGGACAAAGACAAAGACAGGGGCAGAGAAAGGGAUAGGGACAAAGAACGGGGCAGAGAGAGGGAGAGAGAGAAGGAAAAGAACAAAGAUAGAGAAAAAGACAGAGUGAAAGAUAAAGAGAAGGAUAGAGAAAAGGACAGAGAAAAGGAAAAAGACAGGGAGAAGGAAAAAGAAAAAGGAAAGGACAAAGAGGAGAAGGAAGAAAAAGAUAAGGCAGACUAUUUAGACAGAGAAGUGGAAAGGGUUAGAGAGAGAGAGACAAAAAAGGAGGGAGACAGAGAGAAAGAUGACAAAGAACAGACAAAAAUAAAAGAGGAAGAAAGGGAGAAAGACCGCGAGAGAGAAAAAGAUGGAGAGAAAACCAAUGAAAAAGAAAGAGAGAAGGACAAGGAAGUCGAGAGGGCAAAAGACAAGGAUAAGGAAAGGGACCGAGAUAAAGAAAAGGAAAGAGAAGAAAAAAGGAAGAAAGAGAAAAGAUCCAAGACACCUCCCAGAAGUUACAGUUCCUCAAGAAGAUCACGUAGUUCCAGCAGAGAUAGACGGAAGAGGAAGAGCCGAAGUCCCUCAAAGUCUCCCAGACCAUCCAAAAUCACAAAGAGGAAAUCUUCCCGGUCUCCAUCUCCAAGGAAAAGCAAGAAGGACAAAAAGACAGAGAAGGAAAGAGAUUUGAGUAAUGAUAGAAGAGAGAGGGAGAGAUCCACAUCAAAGAAAAAGAGUAGCAAAGACAAAGAGGUUAAAGAGAAAUCAGAUAAAACCACAGCUUUGAAGGAUAAAGAUUUGGGCAAAGAGAAUCAGAAUUCUGAAAUCGAUAAACCAGAAGAAAAUGCGGCAGUGGAAGAAGAAAUUAGAUUACAGCAAAAUGGGAACUGUCAACCAAAUGAAGAAAAUAUCUCAGUUAAGACUGAAGAAGUGUAAAACAUUGAAUAGACUUCUUACCCAACUGUGGAAGUAAAUACAAAGCAUUUUCUCCUGUCCCCCACAAUCCACCAAAAGAGGACAAAAAAUAUCAAGCAAUCAACCGGAUGUAGUGUAUUGUGCUAGCAGUUCUUCCGGUUCUUGUGGCGGUUCUUGAAGCAAGAAGCAGAGCUGACCAAUAUGAAAUGCUGUGACAAAACCCAGCAGCAUUAGAUUGGAUCAUCCAAAGGAAUCUGCAUUUCUGUGAUGAUAAGAUUGUGCAACAGCUGUUACAAAUAUGUGGAUGUAAUCUGUACAACCCAGAAAAGCUGCUGAGGAUGCAUUGGAAAUUGUUAAAAUAUUGGUAGUUUAAAGAGUUUGAUGUUUUGCUUUAUGGAUUUUAAGCUAAACUCCAUGUGAUAUGUUUUGAUGAUGUGCUUGAAAAUGGUGCAAAAAUACACAUGCUUCCCUUGUUGUUGUAAAUGACAGUGAUGAAAACUUUUAACCUAACACAGUUUUACAGUUGUUGUGUUUAUUUCCCUCAAAGUCAAGUGAAGAUUCUUUCUUUUUGUUGCUUGUGUAUUUUUUUUUUAUAUUUUAAAUAAUUUGCUUAUAAAUAAGUCUCGGAUCUUUCUCUUACUAGUAGUUGAUCAAUGCAUGCUAAUGUUCUGGUUCUAGAAAGAACAGCCAUGUUUAUAUUGGAUUUCCAUUCUGCCAACUAUAAGCACAUUAUGUAGUAAUCUCCAAAUAACUGGCUUUGUUUUGAGCGUUAUGGCAGUGUGCCCAGUCACCUGCAGAUAGGACAGAUGCCCAUGACAAAAAUAAAUGUUUUGCUUUUGAAAUGGGACAUGGGAGCACAAGAUGAUGUGUUAGUGCCUUCUUUGAAACACAGAAUAGUGGUUUCUAGUUCUUUUUAAUUCCCCAUUUUUGAAUGCUUGAUCUUCUGGAUGAUUCUAUCACAGCAGUAGAUGGGUUUUAGAGAUCUGUUGGCCCUGUCACCUUGUUAUUUGAUAACGGGUUGAAGAUCUCUUUAAAUGAAAUCACUCUCAUGGCUAAAAUUGCUGUUAAAAGAUCAUCAUAAAGUGAGCAUGACCCCGCUGUACAAUUCAGUUAGUUCCUAAGUUACUGGACCAUAUGGCAAGUAUGAAUUAAAUAGUUCUGAAUAAAAGUACUUCAUAUUAACUGUAUUAUGGACUGGGCUGAAUGUCUAACAAUGAAAUCAAAAGUGCCCUUCUUUUGAAUAUCCUCAAGAGUUCAUUUCUGACAUGAGUUGUGUUAAGAAGACAGGAGCAGAUUGCAAGUAGUCAAUGAAAACAAUUGCAUAGGUUUCUGCUUAAUUUUUUGUAAAAUAGUUUGUAAGACAGCAGAAGACAAAGUAAGUCUUCUGAAUCUGUUUUAGCGUUUUAAGACUGACAACAGAAAUUAAAACAUAGCUACACUAAAAUCAGGAACCAUCUGAACGUAACAUAAAACAAUCAAAUUGCCUUACUUCAUGGGGAAAAUGUACAGAAAAGCCAAGUAAGUAUUAACUUCCAAAUUUGAACAUUUUAUGGUAAAUGGAAAACAAAACCCAUGUAAGGUGAUUAAGCCUAUUGAUUGUGACACUGCUUUAAUAGCUCAUUAUUUUCUAUUAUAAUCUAGAGGCUUUUCUCCCUCCUUUUUUUGGCCUCCAUGUACAUGAAAAUUAUAAUGAAUGCUUUACCAUGUAAAGUAUGGACAGUAAUUUUUUUGAUGUUUAGCCACAUGCAGUUGGCUGGCAAACAGCAUAUUCUGAUAAAGUAAUGACAAAUCUCAUACGCUUCUUGAAGGACUGUGAAAGACUGUUGGGAAAGCAGCUGUCAUAUGAUGUGUAAGUAGCAUAGAGCAAAGACUGUAUACUUGUUAUCUUUGUUACAUCACUAAUAAAAUUAAGUAUUUUAGAGGGAAAA
This is a messenger RNA of Sceloporus undulatus (fence lizard), 7278 nucleotides long. RefSeq names its product splicing regulatory glutamic acid and lysine rich protein 1 (gene SREK1). Gene Ontology annotation, molecular function: RNA binding. The record is from RefSeq and is a predicted model, not a curated record. The transcript has 11 exons. Gene Ontology annotation, cellular component: precatalytic spliceosome; catalytic step 2 spliceosome; nucleoplasm. Bases 3608 to 5371 code for a protein of 587 amino acids. NCBI's taxonomy places the organism in Eukaryota, Metazoa, Chordata, Lepidosauria, Squamata, Phrynosomatidae. Gene Ontology annotation, biological process: mRNA splicing, via spliceosome.